AUGCAAUUCCUGCUUCUCUGGCUGAAGCUGUUUCUCUUCCUGGGCAGAUGGUCCCUAACUGUACACUCUCAAAGCCUAGGUCCCCCGGAAGUAACGAUUCCCUUGAAGAUUACAGACCCUGACCAGGGCACCAAGCCUUCAGACUGGAUCUCUUACAGCCUGAAGUUUGAAGGUCAGAGACACGUUGUCCAUCUAAAGGUCAUCAAGGACUUGCUGACUAGGCAUGUGCCAGUGUUCACCUACACAGACCAAGGAGCUCUCCGUGAGGACUAUCCUUUCAUCCAGGAUAACUGCUACUAUUAUGGCUAUAUGGAUGGGGACCCAACAUCUCAGGUUUCCCUAAAUACCUGUUUUGGGGGGCUCCACGGAUUUUUACACAAAAACAACUCAGUUUAUCAAGUGGAGCCCAAACUAAAUUCAACCACAUUUGAGCAUCUGGUAUCUAAGCUGGUCAGAGAGGAGAAAGAAUCCACAGCUAGGAGAUAUAAAACAACAUUUGAAGAACCGCAAUACCAGUCCGACAGUACAGAGGAUGACCAUUUGUCCACUUUAAGACAGAGCACGAAAGUCAGCUGGUGGACGCAUACACGAUACGCUCGAAUAUCAAUUAUUUUUUCUUAUGAUAUUUAUGUUGAUUAUGGUGCUAAUGUCACAGCCAUAGAGGAUUUACUUAUGCUAAUACUCAAUGAAGUAUAUGCAAAUUAUGUGCAGUUUGACAUGCAUCUGAGUUUAGUGUCACUUGAAAUUUGGACUGAAAGAAAUCUUCCAGAGGUUAAGCCUGGUGAUUCUGAUUUGAAGUCUUUCUGUAGAUGGAAGGAAAAAUAUUUCAGUGUACAAAUGCCACAUGAUUCUGCAAUUUUAAUUGGCAAAGCAGCUAAACGGGAUUUAUUAUUCUUGACUUACACAAAACAAAUAUGUGAGGCCGCUUACAAAUGUGCUUUUGUUAACCAUCAAAAAGACGAAAUGAUUUCUAAAAAUAUAUUGAAAGUUUCACAAGCAUUUGGUCAACAAUUAGGUUUGAAAGAGGAUGGUUCUAAUUGUGUAUGUGAGCAAAAAUAUUGCAUUAUGAAUUGGGCGGCAAUAGCUGCACAUCGUUUUAGCAACUGCAGUUAUGUUGACUUUUAUACACGAAGAAUACUGUGCCUGCUUCGUCUACCAGAAGAUUACAGAGAGGAACGCUGUGGGAACGGUGUGCUUGAAGCAGGAGAAGCUUGUGAUUGUGGCACUAUUGAUUCUUGUGUGGCAGAUCCGUGCUGUCAGGCUGACUGCACACUGGCUCCUGGGGCUGACUGUGCUGGGGGUCUUUGUUGCCAGAACUGCACAUUUUUACCAAGAGGAACCCUGUGUAGAAAAGAAGAAAAUGAAUGUGACCUUCCUGAGUGGUGUAAUGGGAAAAGCUCUCAGUGUCCAGAUGAUGUGUACGUACAGAGUGGGAUUUCUUGCAAAGGUAAUGGAUACUGUUAUGAGAAGAGAUGCAAAAAACGUGAAGACAAGUGUAAAAGCCUUUUUGGUGACCAGGCUAAGAGAGCAAGUCUCACAUGUUACAUAGAUGUCAAUACUCGAGGUGAUCGGUUUGGAAACUGUGGUUUCAACUUCAGUUCAUAUAGAGCGUGUCAUCAAAGAGAUUCCUUGUGUGGAAGGCUUCAGUGUGAGAAUGUGAAAACGAUUCCCGAUCUUCCACAUCAUAGUACCUUGAUUUCAACGAAUAUCAGUGGCACCAUUUGCUGGGGAAUUGACUACCACUUGGGGACCAACACAUCUAAUUCUGGUGAAGUAGAAGAUGGAACUGAAUGCGGCAAACAUCAUAUUUGUAUUAAACGCCGAUGUACCCCUAUAUCAUACUUCACAAAACGUUGCUCACCACAGAAAUGCAGAAUGCUUGGCAUCUGCAACAAUAGACAUCACUGCCACUGUAAACCUCCUUGGAGCCCACCCUAUUGUUAUGUCCAAGGUGGUGGAGGUAGUCUGGACAGCGGCCCUCCAAAUGCAAGUGAUUUUGAUGAAUCUGAAGAUUUUUCAACUGGCAGCGAAAUUGGAUCUGAAAAUUUGACACACGCUUCUUUUUAUGUUCUUCUAUUGCGUGUCAUUGUGUUUCUACUGAUUCUCCUUGUUAUAUUUAUUAAAGUAAACAUCUAA
Sorex fumeus (smoky shrew) is the source of this 2136-nucleotide messenger RNA. Its product is annotated as disintegrin and metalloproteinase domain-containing protein 21-like. NCBI's taxonomy places the organism in Eukaryota, Metazoa, Chordata, Mammalia, Eulipotyphla, Soricidae. The coding region runs from base 1 to 2136 and encodes 711 amino acids. Gene Ontology annotation, molecular function: metalloendopeptidase activity. Gene Ontology annotation, biological process: male gonad development; proteolysis. The record is from RefSeq and is a predicted model, not a curated record. The transcript has a single exon. Gene Ontology annotation, cellular component: external side of plasma membrane; plasma membrane; sperm head plasma membrane.